GUUACACACCAUGGUGGAAACCAAUUGUCAAAUUUACAAAAAAAUUUACGCUUUCAUUUGGUUUUGUGAAUUUUCGCAGUUUUUGCAAAAAAAAUUGUGUAAUUAAAUCCGAUUUUCUUGAAAUGUGUAGUUAUAUUCAUUAUAUGUAAAAAUAAUUUGUUAAAACAAGAAAAAUAAAAUUGGGGGAAGUGAACUGUAAAAUGUUGUGAAAAAUCUAUAACAUAUCGGUGUUUUGGUGGCCUGAGUUCGGAGGGCGGAUGUUGAUUAGUAAUAUGAUGUCUUAGUAGAGAAAACUUAAAAAUUAUAAAAUUGCAGAAUAGAAUAUAUCUAUAAUCUAUAUAAAAUUUCCUUAAAAAAUGGCAAUGUCAAAAGUGAUGCGGGUUCUGGAAAAGUCUAUUCCACCAUCACCUUAUAGCGUCCUUCUAGAGCAUCGAAAUAAAAGUGAUAGCAUUCUUUUUGAAUCGCAUGCGGUUGCUUUGCUUUCGACUCAAGAAACUGAUGUAAUACGUAAGCAAUAUACCAAAUUGUGUGACGCUUACGGCUGCCUUGGAGUUCUUCAACUAAAUGCUGGAGAAAGUACUGUUUUGUUUCUGGUACUUGUUACUGGUUGUGUCUCAAUGGGAAAAAUUUGUGAUGUUGAGGUUUUUCGAAUUACGCAGACACAAUUUGUGGCAUUGCAAAAUGCAGCGCCAAAUGAAGACAAAAUAUCGGAGUGCCGCAAGCUGCUGAACUCGGGAACGUUUUACUUUGCACAUUCGAAUGCUUCGAUAACUAGUAGUUUACAAAAGUUUGAUAUAACAUUAUGCGCUCAACGGAGACAAAGGAUAUCUGAAACUGACAAUCGUUUUUUUUGGAAUCGAAUGAUGCAUAUACAUAUGCUUCGAUUUGGUAUAGAUUGUCAGUCAUGGCUUUUAAAAGCAAUGUGUGGAUCUGUGGAGAUUCGCACAGUUUAUGUUGGAGCCAAACAGGCUCGCGCCGCUAUUAUAUCUCGGUUAAGUUGCGAACGUGCCGGCACUCGGUUUAAUGUUCGGGGAACAAACGACGAAGGACAUGUUGCUAACUUUGUGGAGACCGAGCAGGUUAUUUAUGUGGAUAGUGAUGUGACUAGUUAUAUUCAAACCCGUGGGUCUGUUCCUCUUUUUUGGGAACAACCAGGUGUACAAGUUGGUUCACACAAGGUUAAAUUGUCAAGAGGUUUUGAGGCAUCUGCGGCAGCAUUUGAUCGACAUAUGGUGAUGAUGAAACAACGUUACGGAUAUCAGGCAAUUAUAAACCUUUUGGGCACUUCAAUGAUUGGUAGUAAGGAAGGUGAAGCAAUGUUAAGCAAUGAAUUCCAAAAACACCAUAAUAUGUCAACACACAAAGAUGUUUCACACAUUAUAUUUGAUUACCAUCAAGAAUGUCGAGGUGGAAACUUUGGUGCGCUUUUGAAACUGAAAGAGCGCCUCGGAGUUUGUGGAGUAAACUAUGGAUUUUUCCAUGCUUCCCAGGGGCAAGCAAUACGUGAGCAAUUUGGUGUUAUUCGCACUAAUUGCCUAGAUUGUUUGGACCGCACCAAUUGCGUGCAAACGUUCCUUGGUUUAGAUAUGCUCAAUCAACAAAUUGAAGCUUUAAAAUUGGGAGAGAAAAAACAGAAUUUCUCUAGAUUUGAAGAAAUAUUUCGUCAAAUGUGGGUAAACAACGGCAAUGAAGUUAGUAAAAUCUAUGCAGGUACUGGAGCUAUACAAGGUGGCUCCAAACUAAUGGAUGGAGCGCGAUCAGCAGCUCGUACUAUUCAGAACAAUUUGUUAGACAACUCGAAACAGGAAGCAAUUGACAUUUUAUUACUCGGAUCAACACUUUCGUCAGAGUUGGCUGAUCGAGCUCGAAUAUUAUUGCCAUCGAAUAUGCUGCAUGCGCCAACUACAGUUUUAAGGGAAAUGUGUAAACGCUUCGCCGAGUAUGUGGCUCCCCGUACCUGUCGUGUCGCAGUUGGUACAUACAAUGUAAAUGGCGGUAAACAUUUUAGAAGUAUUGUUUUUAAAGACUCUUUGUCUGAUUGGUUACUAGACUGCCAUGCAUUGGCACGAGCUAAAGCACUAGUCAACGUGAAUAAUCCGUCAGAGAACGCAUGCGAUCCAGUUGAUAUAUAUGCGAUUGGUUUUCAAGAGAUCGUUGAUUUGAAUGCCUCUAACAUUGUUGCUGCCAGCACAGACAAUGCCAAAUUAUGGGCAGAGGAAUUGCAAAAGACUAUUUCCCGAGAUAAUGAUUAUGUGCUUCUCACAUAUCAACAACUAGUAGGUGUGUGUUUAUAUAUAUAUGUUCGACCGGAGCAUGCGCCAUUUAUUCGUGAUGUUGCUAUUGAUUGCGUCAAAACUGGACUUGGGGGCACCACUGGAAAUAAGGGAGCAUGUGCGAUACGCUUUGUUUUGCAUGGAAGUUCUAUGUGUUUCGUAUGUGCCCAUUUUGCUGCUGGGCAAUCACAGGUUGCUGAGCGUAACGCAGAUUAUGCUGAAAUAACAAGAAAAUUGGCAUUUCCCAUGGGACGUACUCUCAAGUCGCAUGACUGGGUGUUUUGGUGUGGCGAUUUCAAUUAUAGAAUUGAUAUGGAAAAGGAUGAUUUGAAAGAAGCUAUAAAGAUCGAAGAUCUCACAUCUGUGUUGCUGAAUGAUCAGCUGCGUAAGGAGCAAGAAUCGGGCAAUGUUUUCAGCGAUUUUCUGGAAGGAGAAAUUAAUUUCGACCCGACGUACAAAUAUGAUUUGUUUAGUGAUGAAUAUGAUACGUCAGAAAAACAACGCGCCCCUGCUUGGACUGAUCGUGUAUUGUGGCGUCGGCGCAAAGCCUUAGCCGCCGAAACAGAUGUAAAUAGUGUUGAAUGGAAUCCAGGUAGACUUAUUCAUUAUGGCCGUUCAGAAUUGAAGCAAAGUGACCAUCGCCCAGUUAUUGCUAUUAUUGAUGCAGAAAUUGUUGAAAUUGAUUCACACCGACGGCGAGAGGUAUUUGAACAGGUCAUAAGAGACCUGGGCCCACCUGAUUCUACUGUUGUUGUGCACGUAAAAGAGGAUGUUGUUUAUGAUGACGGCCCGACUAUAUAUGAUGAAGCAGUAAUGUCAACGCUUAUUCAAGAAUUGUCGAAGUUAGGCGAAGUUACUUUGGUUCGAUAUGUAGAGGACACAAUGUGGGUAACAUUUCGAGAUGGUGAAUCAGCAUUACAUGCGAGCAAUAAAAAAUCGAUUCGUAUUUGUGGUUUGGAGCUACAAUUUCAACUAAAGACGUCAAAUUGGCAACCAUUAGUUGAUAAUGAAAUUGAAUUGUGUACAACUAACACUAUACCUUUAUGUUCCAAUCCGCAAGAACAAGCACGGUUAUUCAGUAGUUCACCUGAUAUUCCCAAGCGUCCCAAACAGCCUCCUGGUCGACCAGCACCAGCUCGCCCACCAAUCCCUAUGUCACCCAAAAAUUCGCCGCGUCAUCAACCUCAUGUUGGAGUAAUUAGUGUUGUGCCUGAUAUGCUGCAAUCUAAACCUUCCAAACCUUUAAUGACACAACCCUUACAGCCCUUACCAGUUUCUUCUCAAAGUAACCAAAAAAACACUAAAAUGGAUGGCAGCGAAAGUAUAUCGUCAUCUAAAUCACAGUCACCUAUUGAAACUCAACAAUGCUCUCCAUUACAUACGUCAUCUGCCGCUUCACCAGUUGAUUUGUCUGAAGGACCAUUUCCCCCCACACCUCCUAGACAAAGCAAAAAUUCGACACCAGUAUCCACACCAAUACGUCAACCGAAACAAGAAGGUGUUUCAACUUUUUACGAUGGCAGUGCUAACAUAUAUGAAGAAAUACAAGAUGAAAUGCCAGCGCCUAGACAUCCACCACCUCCGUUUCCAUCAACGUCAAAUCAAGAAAUUGCUUCCAAUGUCUCUAUUGAAAGUCCUCGUAGACAAACCAAUUCGGCACCAAUAGGCCCACCACCGCCAUUACCGGCGCGGCGAGGACCUCCACCCAUACCUAAUCGUAGUGGAAAUGCACCACCACUACCUACUCGACCAGGCAAUAACAAUUAAA
This is a messenger RNA of Zeugodacus cucurbitae (melon fly), 4041 nucleotides long. RefSeq names its product synaptojanin-1 (gene Synj). Lineage: Eukaryota; Metazoa; Arthropoda; Insecta; Diptera; Tephritidae. Gene Ontology annotation, molecular function: nucleic acid binding; phosphatidylinositol-4,5-bisphosphate 5-phosphatase activity. The record is from RefSeq and is a predicted model, not a curated record. The coding region runs from base 357 to 4040 and encodes 1227 amino acids. Gene Ontology annotation, biological process: synaptic vesicle endocytosis; phosphatidylinositol dephosphorylation. The transcript has 5 exons.